Molecule: messenger RNA, 5156 nt
Organism: Pungitius pungitius (ninespine stickleback)
Lineage: Eukaryota; Metazoa; Chordata; Actinopteri; Perciformes; Gasterosteidae
Gene: htr1b
Product: 5-hydroxytryptamine (serotonin) receptor 1B
Exons: 1
Coding region: 1881-3014 (377 amino acids)
Biological process (GO): vasoconstriction; chemical synaptic transmission; regulation of behavior
Cellular component (GO): plasma membrane
Molecular function (GO): dopamine neurotransmitter receptor activity, coupled via Gs; G protein-coupled serotonin receptor activity
Source: RefSeq, a predicted model, not a curated record
UCAUUAUUUAAUAUUUCGUUCUUUGAGUUUAAGUUACCGCUGUGUAGCUGAGGACUGGACCCAGUGAGCACACCCAGUGAGCACAAUACGUUAUUUCAAUGUUGAAAUAUGGUUGAAAUCGGGUUGAAUUGAGGUCUGAACGUCUAAGACCUCAUUUCAACGUUUUUUCAACCGGCAAAAAAGUGCGAGAAAAGGGUAAAUUUCUCGAUUAUGUGUCAUGUUUUAACGUAAGGUUGAAAGAGAGACGAUACUAUCAUUAAGAUUAUCAUAAUAAUGAAUGAAGUGGUCGGCGAAAUUUGGUCUACGCAAAGACGUGAUUUCAACGCAUUUAAGAUUUUUCUUAAAUUCUUCAUGAAUAUGGAAAUACAGAGUGUGUGUCUGUUACGCCGCAGACCCCGGCUCGGGAGAGGAGGCGUAACAAUAUGCUUCAAGGACAAAAUAAUGCGGGCCGUUUCAAACAUUAGUUGAAAACACGUAACUCUGCUCACAUCUGUAACGCGCAAUAUCGGUGGUAAACGCACAAAUGUGGACGUAAUUUCUUUUUACACCUAUAAAAUAAUGCUAUAGCACAAAGUAGAGGACGACAUUUUACCGUAUUAAAAAUCACGUUGAUAUGUGGUCCAAAUAUAGACGUCUUUUCAACGUCUACGAAUAGACGUUGAAACAACUUUCACUUUUAAACCAUUUUGCAACGUCUUUUCAACGUCGGGCAUAGACGUUGAAAAGACGUUGAUUCAACGUCUGUUCAACCAAAACAUGUUCACUGGGGAUGGUGUAGAAGGCUUUAAAGCAACAAAUAAAUCAAAAUCAUGGUGUUUGGCCAAAGGUUUCCUCUGCUGUGAUAGGCCUCUUGUUUAUUGUGUAUAUUCAGUGUGCUGCUAGUUGUUUGUUAACCUUCUCUAUACUUGGAACUUGGAGUCCAUCAAACAGGGAUCCCAAGGGGCCAAUCGAGUGCUGUUCCUUAAACCUUGUGUGUUGCUAUAUUGAGGUGCUACUCAUUCUUUGAUUGAAGAAGGUCACCCUUUGGGGCAGAUUUGCAAAUGCUUUAAAAAAAUGAACAACAAAAAAAUCAUAUAGCUCCAGCACAUUAGCAAAGUUUGAUACAAUAAGUGGUGCUUCGACUUCAUAUUGUAUCGUUGUGAUGCUUUAUUAAUGACUUGAAUGCCAUUGACUCAUUGGUUGUUCUCCCUCAUAUCAAAUAUGUAAAGCGUCGUCAACAAAACCACUUAAACAACUUAUAAACCCCUUCAGAAAGGCUAAUUGUCCUAUUCCUUGACAGAAAAUCCGUGGUUUUGUGGCAUGCACAGUGACGGAUGAGAGUCACUGGGCACUAUGACCCAGCAAAGAGAGAGAGAGAGAGAAAGAGAGAGAGGAAACAAGGCAGUGAUGAUGAGUGCUGCUCGUUGAUGUCAGAGUGUGUAUAAAAGUGAGACUUUGGGUUGGCUCACCAUUCAGCCACAGGGGGUCUGGGGACCAAGUGCAGUGGAAAACUUGUGCCCUACAUGCGGAUUAUCUGUGGCAUCUCCCCAGAGGUUGGGACACCAGAACGCUCUGCUCAUCGUUUGUAUUUACAUUGAAACCUUUUUUUCCGUCUUGUGUUGCGUUCACAGUGUUUGAUAAGUUUUCUUUUCAUGGCUACAAAUGUUUGAAGUUUGAAUGGCGAGGGAUGGAUAUUGGCGUGCACAACUUGGUGUCUGCACAUUCGAACCUGAAGUAGAAGAAGCAAAUGAGAUGUUAGGAAUCGGACCGAACACGCCGGUUUAACUGAUCGCAUGGCUCGGUUAAGGAGACGUCCGCGGGGAGAAAGGGCACCCUGAAAGUCAGACAUCUCGGGAGGAGGAAAACAUCAAAUAAUGGCAAAAAAGUGACUUAAAAAAGCGAUGGAGCGCUCCGGUCAAGUCGAGCCAACUCCGCCGGGGAACACCACGAACGGCACCUCCGCGGCGGACUCUCCGCUCGCGGCCGUGGCCGCGGAGGGUCUCGCCUCUCAGGUCACUCUGGCGGUGGUUCUGUCCGUCUUCACGCUCGCCACCACUUCCUCCAACGCCUUCGUCAUAGCGACGAUCUCCCAGUCGAAGAAACUGCAAACGCCCGCCAAUUUUCUGAUCGCCUCUCUGGCCGUCACCGACCUGCUGGUGUCCAUUCUGGUGAUGCCCAUCUGCGUCCUCUACACGGUCAUCCACACCUGGACGCUGGGGCAAAUAGUGUGCGACGUCUGGCUCUCCUCGGACAUAACGUGCUGCACGGCGUCCAUCCUGCACCUGUGCGUAAUCGCGCUGGACCGGUACUGGGCCAUCACGGACGCGGUGGAGUACUCCAAAAAGCGCACUCCGGGGCGCGCGGCCGGGAUGGUGGCCACGGCCUGGGUCAUCGCCAUCUCCAUCUCCCUGCCGCCGCUCUUCUGGAGGCAGGUGAAGGCGGACGAGCUGACGAGCUGCAGCGUCAACACGGAUCAUAUUUUCUACACCAUCUACUCCACCUUCGGGGCUUUCUACAUCCCGACGUUGCUGCUCAUCGUGCUCUACGGGCGGAUUUACGUCGAGGCCCGGAAGCGGAUCCUGAAGCAGUCGCCCAAGAAGUUGGGCAAGAGGCUCACCUCGGCGCACCUGGUCACCAACUCGCCGGGGUCCGUGGCGUCCACGACGUCUCUGCAGUGCGGGAGGCACGACACCCCGUCCAGCGACACGGGGUCUUCCACGAGCGACAACCACGUGAAAGUGACCGUGUCCGAUGCGCUGUUGGACAAAAAGCGCAUUUCGGCAGCCAGAGAGAGAAAAGCGACCAAAACUUUGGGGAUAAUCCUCGGCGCUUACAUCGUUUGCUGGCUGCCGUUUUUCAUUUACACUCUGGUGGUGGCCACCUGUGACACGUGUUUUAACCCCGAACUGUUUGACUUUUUCACCUGGCUGGGAUACCUGAACUCUCUCAUAAACCCGAUCAUAUACACAAUGUCCAAUGAGGACUUCAAGAAAGCUUUCCAUAAACUUGUACGCUUCAGAUGCUGCCGCUCGUAAACGAAUGUUACUUAUGUGUGUGUUUUUGGAUAUGGAUUUCUAAAUAAAGUUAAUGUAGUAAGAGUGGAACACACACUAUAAGUGUUCGAGACUCAAUAAGAUAAUAAGACACAAAUAAGAUUUGCAAGAAAAAGUUAAAAAAAUUCAAAUCAAUUUAUUGUCAUUGGUUAAGAUUUAAAAUGACAACUUAAUACAACAACUUAAUAAAUUAAGGCCAUUUUUCAACCUAAUUCCCGUGGAUUUAAAACUAAAACCAAGUCAAGGCAAAUUCUAUAAAAAAUCCUACAAUCUAUCACCUGUGUGAUAGAUUGUAGGAUUUCGGUGUGGAUGGUAUUUACGUGUACAUAUUCCACAUUAAUGUGAGUAGCAGCUCGGAUCAUAAACAUCAUGACAUAUGCAGAAUAUAUAUAUUUUAUAACAGCAACUUUGUUCUCAUUACGUGUUACGGUAGAUUUAUUUUGAAAAACUACAAAAAUAUAUCCAUGUAUUAUGAUAAAUUAUACCAGUGGGAUACAUUUUUAUUAUGCUGCUAGCUGCCACUCUGACUGAAUCAUCUUUUGUUGUAAGGCACAGUUGGAAAAAAAAAAAGAGAAAGAAAUCAUAUCCGUGUCAAACAAAGAAACUGCAGCAGAUAUUUGCACAACAGUGCUGUAAGCUGAUCAUAAGAACAAACAUCGCUGGGGGUUUACUGUGUGUGGGUCUGUUUGCUGCUACAUUCAGUCUGUAUCUACAGCGUGUCAUGUUCAUGUGUGCGAUGGUUUGCCACCUCCUCGCUCUAUAGAUGCUGCACUGCAGAGCUCCAAAAACAAUUGAGGGUUUGUCCGCGUUAAAUGAAACAAAGUAUGUUCCGUUCAAUGAAUUUAACAUUCAGACAGGCUGUGCAAUAAAGGCGUAAAGUAUGUAUUUUGUUCUAGAAGACUAAAUCCAGUUCAAGAGUUCAAAACGUAUUGAAAAUCUGCAGUAAAAAUAUUUCGUUACUGACACAUGUUGUUGGUGUAGUGCACUUGCAGUUUUGAAAAGUGUUACCAUGAAAUGAAAUGAGACUGUAGAUCAAUGCUCCCAUCACCAUGAUGUCAAAAUGAAAUCCAACAAACCUCUCGAGGCCCUCGCCGAACGUGACGGAGCAUUAAACAUUGCAGAUUAAUUGGGAUGAAUCCGCGCGUUGCUCUCCACGUUGCUCUCGAAUGUCACGUCCGGAGUCUCUUCUGCCUGAGCUUCUCGAGCUUUGAGCUCUCCACCAUCUCCCGGCCCUCUCAGUCUCUCUUGCUCCUUUCCAAGAGGAGGACGCGGUUCGCUUGGUGAAGCGGCUUGCGGUAGUUCAGAAAGUCACGGGAGGGACGGCGGGCCGUGCUCUUCUGGUGUACUUCACGCACACAGAAGAGGCCACUCAUAUUGCCAACACACAUGCAACCACGCAUACGCUUUCCUUAUAUGGAUCUUCAUGCGGCUUGUUGUGCAGGAAACAUGAGUGCACCCGAGGCUCGGACUCUCUGCAGCAGUUGACGACAUGUCGAAAGACUGACAAAAGUGAAUCUCACGAUGUUAUGAAUUUGUUACUGUUCAUUUAAUAUCAUCCAAGUAUAUUAGUAUGUUUAAUUGUCUGCGUAAAGAACGGUUUGUUGUUGAGAAAAGUGGUUGACAAAAGUAAGUACAAAAGGGCCCAGAAACAACACAGGGACACGAUUCUUGGCCGGGUUUGAUUUUUUCACUUGUAAGCAAACCAAAUAGGACAAAUGAGUCCAUGUUGUUGCCCUACAAAAGAAAUGAGGAGAAAUGUUUGAGAUUUGAGAUGAGAAGACAACAAAUUAGUGAGUGGUCUCCAUUGUUUGUCUGUUUUAAAACUAUAAGCCUACACGCUGCUCUACGUAUGAGGGCCCAAGGGAGGCGCUUUGCUGUGGAUUAGGAAACAUUAACAUAUGCUUACAACUGUAAAAUAAAGCAUCUAUUUAAAGUUUAUACUGUUUAUGAAAGACUUUGUAGGGCAAGUAUGUUAUUUUUUGCUUCAUAGUGAUUUCUUUGGGACUUUGCAAGUUUUAUCUGUGCAUAGUGAAUUGUUUUGGCUUAUUGGAUGAUGUCUUGUAAGCGUCGAUGUCUUAAUUGUAGGUGUAGCUGUCGGUCUCAAGCUUUUUUUUUUAUUGUUCA